AUGUCCCUUUCAGGGAUUGGGGAGCUGACUGUACAGGCGUUCAAAGUGACGCCAGGGAGGACUCUCCCAUCGGGGGUCGUCUGGCACUGUUCAGCGACAUUUGGGAAGCGACCACCACCGACUCUUGGUUCUCAGUUACCACUAGUACGUGUACCAAUAGACAAUGACAGCAAACCACGGUAUUCUCCAAGGCCUCAGGAUGACUUGCAUUAUGUCAGAAGAAGGAGAGCAGCAGAGAAAGAGUCUGAAACAGAUUCAGAAUUUGAAAGUGAAGAGGACAUAGAUUGUGACCUCAGCAACAUGGAAAUCACAGAAGAACUUCGGCACUAUUUUGAGCAGACUGAGCGACACCAGGAAGAACUACGGAAACAGAAACAGCUGGAGGCGGAACACCAAGAGAUAUAUGUGGAAGCUGACCAUGACCUUCACUUGUCCACAAGCCGGUCAGUGCAGCCCCCAGCUGAGAAGCCCGGCAACAGAAGAAUGGCUGAAAUGAGAAAGCUCUAUGGCAAAGGUGCCAACAAAAUACAAGCAAUGGAGACCAUCAUGCAACUCAACUUUGAUAGGAAUUGUGAUACAAAACAGCCCAAGUACUGGCCAAUUAUUUCUCUGAAACUCUGAGCUAUGCGCCUUUUUCCCUUUUUGGAGAUUCAGAGCUGUAUAUCCUGAUGUUCAACCAAGCAGUAUAAUUAAAGGAAUGAAUCAACAGUCAGCAAAAGAUCUUUUUAAUUUUUCUUUCCCUUUUUCCAGCACAACUUUGAAUUUGUCUGCCAAUUUUCAGAGUCUAUUCCAAUUCAAUAGGAAAAGCUGAAUCGGUCAUUUGUACAGGGGAUACAGAAAAUUCUCUUUUAAAUGGUAUUUCAGUUAAUUUAAUGUUGGCAUGUAUUAGCCUUGCAGGAAAUUAAGUAACAUUUAUUUUUGUUCAGUUGGGCCAGGGAAAAAGGCUUAAAACUAUCAAAAUUCAAAGCAUUUUUUAAAAAUGUUUUUAGUACUACACUAGUUUUGUUGUAGGAUUUUAAAUGCAGCUAUUUUUUGCAACCAUUUAUUUUCUUGGAGGCACCUGUAUUAGUUAGACAAAAUAUCUUAAAUUACUGUAAUUUGGCUUUUUGAGUUUCUCUUCCAAAAUUAAAAGUUUGGCUGUAGAGUUUCAAGUCAGAAGCAAGCAUUGUCUGCUUUCACAGAACUAACAGAACAAAAAAAACCAAAAACCAGUCAAAUUAAAAUACACAUUUUUGUUUAUUUCAAAGUUGUAUUUAAUUGAUCAGGAAGAAAAAUAAACUAGACAUGGGGUUGGGGUUGGGGUGGGGAAGGAAAGGGGUUAUAUGUGAGUGCAUGUGAUUCUCAUCAUGAAUAUAAUGGAACAAAGUUUUAAUUCUAAUCAAGCCACAUGCAUUUCCCCUGCACAUUACUGACUUUUCUCCCUUGCCUUAGCUAUAGAAAUUAAAAAUCUAUUUUAAAAAAGUGGUUCAAAGCUAACAUUCCUGUUAACUGAGAAAGAGCCAAUCAUACAUAUGCAUAAAUUUACUGACUGAUAUUUCUGUCUCGUGUGAAUAUACAUGUUAGAAGUCCUAUGGUUUUCAGACAUUUCCUUUGAAUAUUCCUUUCCCUGAAGCAGUACCUCCAUAGACAUACUGUGCUAGAUCUGAUUAAUUGAAAUAAGAUAUUUGCAUCCUUGCCAUUCAAAUGCUCCUAAUUGGUACAACAUCUCCAUUCAAAGAUCUUCCUUAAAAUGUAUAUUUAUGCCUUUGCAAAAUUAGCAGUUAUGUCAAUAAGAAGCUUAUAUUUUAUCUUAGCCAUUUCUGCAUUCAGAACAGAAAUCCUAUACAUACUGCAUUUUGAGAACAUGUGCCAUGGUCUCUUUUUCAAGUUUUAAGUUUUGCUUGUGAAAAAACAACAACAGUUUUAUUCAAGGUUUAAUUGCACAGAUGGCCUUUGCUGUUCAUGUGUAUUUCUUUCUCCAAGUGUUUCUAUCUAUACUUAAGAUUGUAUUAAAUUGACAAGAUACAUUGCUCAACUAUUUAAACUAUUUUGAAAAGGUGCUGUUGUUUCGUGGGUAUUUGCAGGUAAAAGAUAACAGUUUUUUUAAUAAGGACGAAGCUUACAAAAGACAGUUUAUGGGACCAUCUCUACUCAGUGAUAUCUGCCCAUCCCAGUUACUCCUAUUACAGUAGAUAUGUAAUCAGGAAGGCCUACUCUCUGCAGUGAUUGCUCUCAAUGGGCCUUCCGAAAGGCAGUAAAAAUUUGGCUUUUUACUUGGAUCUUGGGACCAGCAUGACUGGAAUCCCCAUCUGGAAUGUGAGCUUCUGGUUACACUUAAACAUCUUGGUUCUUAAUUGAAAUAGUUUAACUUAUUUUGUUUAUAUAUCACUUGGAGUCACCAUGUUUGAGUUAAUCAGCCAUAAUGGAUUAUUUUAAUAAACCAAUAAAGAUUUCCUAUACAAUUGUUUGGAUGAAUUAUUAUAGAGCAAUUUGCACAAUAAAAUGUAUGUUUGAAAGUACCAUUGGAAUAAUUGCUAUUGUAAGGUUCUUAGAAAGCCUUGUUCUGUUAUUUGGAAAAAAAUUAAAAAUGGUGUCUACUUUAAAAAAAAAAAAA
Crotalus tigris (Tiger rattlesnake) is the source of this 2593-nucleotide messenger RNA. RefSeq names its product gem nuclear organelle associated protein 8 (gene GEMIN8). The record is from RefSeq and is a predicted model, not a curated record. The coding region runs from base 1 to 621 and encodes 206 amino acids. The transcript has 4 exons. Gene Ontology annotation, cellular component: SMN complex. NCBI's taxonomy places the organism in Eukaryota, Metazoa, Chordata, Lepidosauria, Squamata, Viperidae. Gene Ontology annotation, biological process: spliceosomal snRNP assembly.